AUGGCUGCCGAAGGAGGGGGAGCCAAGCCCGGCACCCAGUCCAGGAUGGAGAACUUCCGAAAGGUGAGGACCUCGGAGGAGGAGAGCCCCUUGCCCUUCCCCGACCUGCCCCCAGACGUGGUGGAGAUGAAAGUGAAGGAGGGCAGCAAGAUCAGGAACCUGAUGAACUUCGCCAUGGCCCAGAUGGAGCUGAAGGGCAGCCGGCAGAUCGUCUUCAGCGGUUGCGGCAGGGCGGUCACCAAGACCAUCACCUGCGUGGAGAUCAUGAAGAGGAAGCUGGGAGGUCUUCAUCAGGUCACCAAGGUGCGCUACAAAACCUUGCUGGAGGUCUGGGAGAACCAGGACCCGCUGCCCGGCAGCCCGGCGCAGAACCUGACCGUUCACAAGAACGUCCCCUCCAUCUGCAUCCUCCUCUCCCGAGACCCCCUGGAUCCCAACCAGACGGGCUACCAGCCCCCGGAGCCCCGGCACGGGCCGGGGACGCAGCUCGGCGAGGUCUUGCGCUACGAACGCCCCCGCUUAACGCUUCUGACCCAGUUCGCCUUUGCUGGCGGCCUCGGGGGGGGUUUUGCGUUGCGGCAGACCUGCCGCGCCGGGUUCAUCUCGCGAGCCCGUGCUGCGCUGUUCUCGCUGUGGCUUUGA
Messenger RNA from Pygoscelis adeliae (Adelie penguin), 642 nucleotides. RefSeq names its product ribonuclease P/MRP 25kDa subunit (gene RPP25). Gene Ontology annotation, molecular function: RNA binding. Gene Ontology annotation, cellular component: ribonuclease MRP complex. The transcript has 2 exons. Gene Ontology annotation, biological process: tRNA 5'-leader removal. Lineage: Eukaryota; Metazoa; Chordata; Aves; Sphenisciformes; Spheniscidae. The record is from RefSeq and is a predicted model, not a curated record. The coding region runs from base 1 to 642 and encodes 213 amino acids.